AUAAAGUGGCAUGUUUAAUCACGUUAAAAGGAUCUUCAUAGCACGACGCUUCAUAGUUACUUAGCUUUCCAAUUAUUUAUUUACACGUACGUUUCAUUAUCGAACUGCAUGUCUUCACGCCUUGAUAAAUGAGUUUCAUUAUACAUAGUGUUUUCGGCUUAAAAACGAUAGUCUGUUUUGUGGAUUAUAGUAGUCUACCUACAUUUAUGACUAAGUUUCUUCAGUAACAUUGAAUUUUUUCGAGACUUCUUAACAUCUAAUGACUAACAUCUAAUGAUGUUAACGGCAAAAGUCAAGGAAUGUGGAAAAGUGAAGACACGUAAGACAUGGGAGUUAUUUAGGGCAACAGACUUCGAAUCGUUGAUGUACCCUUGCGUUUGCACCUGCUGGCUACUCGGAUAUUUUCCUUACAAGUAUCAACCUCCAGUAUACUCACUUUCGAAGCAACGUUUUGCCAUCUCCACGUCAAUAAUGUUCAUCUUUGUAUUCUUGUUGUUUUUCGUAAUCUACGAGAUCAACAUUGGCACGAGAAUAAACUACAGCAUACCAGAGUUGAUUCACGGGAACAUGUACGCGUUCUUAGAUGGGCUCGUGAUCGUGGUGAUGUAUUUGUUAACUGACGCUCGAUUAUCAGUGAUUCAAAAUCUGUCAAGAACCAGCUGCAUAUUGUCUACAAAGGAUUUCAAAGAUUUAUCUAAAUUGAUUCACACAAAGGACAUUUUAGGUUCUCUAUUUCUGGCCAUCCAUAUACCAAACUGUUUUAAGCACAAUAUUUUCGUGACAGUACGGAAUCUUACCAACAUAUACAUAAUGAUGGCCAACUUUUCCAUGGACAUAUUCUACAUAAAUUGCGUGUGCAUUUUGAAAGAUUGCUUCAAGAAAAUGGAAGAAUCUAUACGACAACUGAAGAAGUUCCGAAUCAAUGAUCAUAUGUCGACGCAGACGUUUAUGCAUCAUGAACAGAUAAGUCCAUUGGUGGUAAUGAAGCUGAAGAAUUUAGAGGAAAAACACUUGGAAAUCAGCGAUGGGGUGGAAUUGCUGAACCAUACGUUUAUGAUACGUAUUACAAUCGCAGCUAUUACGACGUUCAUCGUGAUCACUUUCGAUAUAUAUUUCUAUAUAAUUUAUUCCUACAGUGAAUUUCCUGUAAACAGCAAGUUCUGGUACAAACCGUAUGUCAUGCCAGCCGCUUUCUAUUUUAUCAAGUUUUGGAUGAUGAUUUGGGCGUGUGAAACAGCGACGAAUCGAGCGAGAGAAAUGAAGACGACACUUUGGGAUGUUUUCAGUGCUACGAACGAUCCAUUCGUGAAACGUGAGGUGGAGAUUUUUUCUCUGCAAAUAAUGCACACGACAAACAUAUUCACGGCAAAGACAUUCGAUAUGAAUUCAUCAUUUUUGGCAAAGAUCGUCGGAGGUAUCAUAAUGUACAUCUUGAUCCUGAUUCAAUUUUUACUAAACUACGUUGUGUGCACUCUUCAUAUGUAAUGAAAGCGAGAUCUUUGAAGUGACGUGAUUCUGUAGGCGUUCUUUAUUAAUUCUUUGGCAGCUUUUUGAUCGGCAAACUAUAAUGGAGGGAAAACAAGCGAAAGAAUAUUAAAUACUGGAAGUUGAUAACAUAAUCGCCGCAUAGAGCAGUGACGUCAAUAGAUACGUUCUAAGUAGAAAAAUUAACGAUAAUGUGUAACAUCAACGCGCUCCUUUCGACUACCUUCGUAUUUUUGAUAAACGAUACAUACAUAUAUUAUUACGACUCACUUUCUCGUCGAUAUUAAUUAUGUACCGUCAUUUAAGUUGUACAACCAAUAUAAGAAUCAGAUACUUACGAAAAUAACAGUUUUAAAUAUUCUGAUAAAACUUCUGUUUCAAAAUAUUGUUAUUUUAAAUAAUGUAUUUGUUAUAAUGGUUCACAGCUGAGAAAUUCACGAAGUAAGCACUAAGAUAGAUAGUGCAUCAUGAAUUAUUGUAGAUUCACCUGGUUUCAUCGAUCAAUUUCAAUCAAGAUAAUGCUGUUACUUCUAUAUUCCCUGUAAGUCUUUAAUAUUACGAAACUCCUUUCGUUAAUGAAUUGCACUAUUUUCUUGCUUUAGAUGCUCGAAUUAGAUCCGAGUAAAAAUGAUUAAAUUUCAUCAUUAUUCGACAAACAAUACUUAGACCUUUUACAGUGAGAGAUGUGUUUCUUCGUGUGACAGUACAAAGCACAGUCUCAAAGGUGAACUUAGCCUUCGUACGAAAAAUAAAGUUUCAUUCAUUUCGUGAGGACUAAAUCGUACGUAAAAAUUACUAAAAAUUAUAUUGUUUUAAUUCAAAUCUUUAAAAUGUUUAGUCAACCGCGGAAACUUGAACCAAGGACAAAUAAAAAACUUAAAUCAUCGUCGUUAUACUUCAGGAGUUACACGUCUUUAAUAAGUCCCGGUGCUUCUAUCAAUCGUUUAAUGGGAUUUUUACCAUACAAACUCGAAUCAUCGAAACUUGUGUAUUCGAAAUCAUACUUUGUUUUCUCUACAAUUUCUAUGAUUAUUUAUUCGAUCUGCGUAAUUCUUUCUCUGUUCCAAGUCAACUUUUCUUCUGUGCAGCUUCCAACACUUGCAAAUAAGUUACAUAUUACUCUCGUAUUUCUUUGUGGGCCUGUGAUUUUCAUCUCGGCUUAUGCCAAAAAUCAGUCAAUGAUCCGAGUGAUCGAUGGUAUCUCGAAUGUUUCUCGUGUACUGUCAUCAGAAACUUGGCAUAAAGUGGCUACAAGAAUUGUUAUA
Bombus terrestris (buff-tailed bumblebee) is the source of this 2750-nucleotide messenger RNA. RefSeq lists its product as uncharacterized. The transcript is spliced from 3 exons. Gene Ontology annotation, cellular component: membrane. Bases 274 to 1485 code for a protein of 403 amino acids. The record is from RefSeq and is a predicted model, not a curated record. Gene Ontology annotation, biological process: sensory perception of taste. NCBI's taxonomy places the organism in Eukaryota, Metazoa, Arthropoda, Insecta, Hymenoptera, Apidae.